GCGGAAGUAACGGCGUUGAACUGCAAUACGCUCGUCAUUUGCCUGCCGCCGCCGACGGGAAAGGGGCUCGGCUCUCGUCCUCCUCCUCCGCUUCCAUGGCGACACCGAGGCCCCGAAUCCGCGCCAUCCCCCUCCGCCCGCUGUUCCUCCUCCUCCUCGUCCCGCUCAUUUACUCCGUGUCCAGGCUGCACCUGUGGGCACCGGAGAGGGGCCUGUGCCUGCCUCCUCCCGCCGCGCCGAAGCGUCCUGAUCGACUCGUCCUCGGCCCCGCCGCCGGACAGGGCCGCCCUGACCGCCUCCAGUGCCUAGGACUUAAAGCUCUGAAUAAGAUUGGCAUAUCGAGUGCAGGAAAUUAUUCUAGAGAACAUAUUUCUUUUGUUACGGUAUUCACAACUUACAGUUCUGAACCAGCUGGAGAUGGCAAAGUGUCAUCUGACGCUGUAACAGUCGGAAACCAUUCUUAUGGCAAGAUUGAAAGGUCCAUGGCCAUUCUCUACACUUUCAUCAGUUUCAUACAGGUGUCAAUGCCAAGAAGCAAUGUGAUCAUAUUGACUGAUCCUAAUUCAAAACUCUCAAUAACUCAAGGGAGUGCUACACUAUUGCCUAUUGAUGGAAAUUAUUCUAGAGGAAAUUUGAUGCUUCAAAGAAUCAAGUCCUACAUUGCAUUUCUGGAGCAAAAGCUUGUGGAGGUUGAGAGGGUGGAGGAUUUCAAUCAUUUUGUUUUAACUGAUUCCGAUAUAGCAGUGGUUGACGAUCUUGGACAUAUAUUCAAGAAAUAUCCCCAUUGUCACCUGGCUCUUACUUUUCGUAAUAACAAAGGUCAACCUUUAAAUUCUGGGUUCAUAGCGAUAAGAGGGACCAGGGAUGGCAUCUCUAAAGCUGUGGAAUUCUUUAAACAAGUCCUUGAAGCUUACAGCUUGAAAUAUAUGAAGGCUUCACACAUGCUUGGCGAUCAAUUAGCCCUGGCAUGGGUUGUGAAGUCUCAUCUACCAUCGGCUUUUGGCAAAUUUUCUAAGCAUGAGGCGUUUACAGGUGAAGUCAAUGGAGCGUCGGUUGUCUUUUUGCCUUGUGCUAUUUAUAACUGGACUCCACCUGAAGGCGCUGGACAGUUUCAUGGUAUGCCCUUGGAUGUGAAGGUUGUGCAUUUCAAAGGUUCUAGGAAGCGUUUGAUGCUUGAGGCAUGGAAUUUCUAUAACUCAACCUCUAUGCUAUCUGAUACGCUUUGCCUAAUCUUGAAGAGUGGACGGACAAAAUAUGACUUCUAAGCUUCUGCCCACAUGAACAUAUGUUGAUCCUGCUCAAAGGUGUUGUAUGUUUCUCGAUGGACAUGUGCAGCCCUCACUGAACCGUAUACAAAUUCAUUUUGCGUGAGGCUUCAACUUUGAGUUUUUGACCCAUCGCAAGAACUCGAGUCGGUGUAUAAUGAAAGAUAAUAUGCUCAGCUAAUUAAUUGCAGGGGAUGUGAGAUUGGUGUGGAACAGUGGAUAUCUUCUUAGGACCCAUACAUGCAGCCUAAUACGCUAUAGCAGGGUGACCAUGCAGGAAUUCACCUUUUGUUCCUUGGUGUAUUCCUUUCUGUAGAAGCUGUAUCAUGGUUCCCAUCACUGUACACUAUACUUUGGUGGUAGGGGCAAUGAUGUUAUUAAUAUUUUUCGACACCAGAUGUCAGCAAAUUUGGUGCUAUCUCCAUCUCUAUGGGAUUAUUUGUAGGAAAGAAAUCGUUUCAAGAUGCU
Messenger RNA from Phragmites australis (common reed), 1733 nucleotides. RefSeq lists its product as uncharacterized. NCBI's taxonomy places the organism in Eukaryota, Viridiplantae, Streptophyta, Magnoliopsida, Poales, Poaceae. The transcript is spliced from 8 exons. The record is from RefSeq and is a predicted model, not a curated record. The coding region runs from base 96 to 1265 and encodes 389 amino acids.